AUGUCUGUCGAGCCACCCCGAGUCCGGACUUUGCACAGUAAACGAUCGUUUGGAAAGUAUCCGAGAAUGAUAGAUUCGCCUGCAUAUGAUGCCUCUGAAGAAGAUAACGACCCGCUCACAGAUGACGGUUCUUCCGCCGUCUCUGUCCCGAUUGCCGUUUCUCGUACUCGCGCCUCAUAUCUCAAGCCCUCCUCUGUAUCGCGCACGAAACAACAUCAACUUGCAUCCAACCUCCUCUCCGAUUCUGACGGUGUAGAUUCUCCCACCUAUGACGGAGACGUAGAAUCAAGCACCACAGCUAAUGCAGACACUCACUCGUCUCACAAAGCACAUCACCAUCACCACCAUACGUCCACGUCUACUUUGAGCAACUCAAUCACCCAAGCAUUCACCAUUGCCUCCUCCGCCAGCUCCACACCCAAUGGCGAAUCCAAUUUACAAACCUCCCCCGUCCGAAGCUCAAGUCACCCCGUCUUCAUAUCUCACCCAGUGAACGUUCCGCUCCAUGGUCAAGAAGAACCCGCUGUUGCUCCGGUCUCCCAAGCUGCUUUCAAUCCCGCAGCACUCACUCCAGAAGACAUUCAAGCCUUUGUUCAAAAGGCUAUAAACGGCGAAGAGUCCCGAAAGUACAAAAUAAAUCCUCCCCCCACAGACCGACCCAUUCGUAUCUACGCUGAUGGCGUAUAUGAUCUCUUUCACUUCGGUCAUGCUCUCCAGUUGCGCCAAGCCAAACUAUCAUUCCCGUCUGUGUACCUCCUAGUUGGAGUUAACUCUGACGAACUGGUGCAAACCCACAAAUUUCGCACUGUCAUGACGCACGCUGAGCGACUAGAAGCUGCGCGACACUGCCGUUGGGUAGACGAGGUCGUCAGCGAAGCACCUUGGGUAAUAGACGAGGCGUUUCUCCAAAAGUACGAGAUCGACUACGUAGCGCAUGACGAAGAGGCGUACGCCAGUGCUGGUCAUGAUGAUGUCUACCAGCACGUGAAAAGCCAAGGAAAUUUCAUUCCCACCCGCCGAACCCCCGGCAUAUCCACCUCGGAUCUGCUGGAACGCAUCGUUUCUGGAUACCGCAAACGCGAUUUCGACGAGAAACUUACCAAAAUGGGACAUGCUGAGCUCCGUGCGGAAGGAAGCGACUACGAUGACAGCAGUCGUUAUGCCAGCCGCCGUGAAAGUGGAACCACCAGUCCCGUCCUCCCGAAAAGCGUAGAGUAG
This is a messenger RNA of Laccaria bicolor S238N-H82, 1218 nucleotides long. RefSeq names its product cholinephosphate cytidylyltransferase. The coding region runs from base 1 to 1218 and encodes 405 amino acids. The transcript is spliced from 6 exons. The record is from RefSeq and is a predicted model, not a curated record. NCBI's taxonomy places the organism in Eukaryota, Fungi, Basidiomycota, Agaricomycetes, Agaricales, Hydnangiaceae. Gene Ontology annotation, cellular component: nuclear envelope. Gene Ontology annotation, molecular function: choline-phosphate cytidylyltransferase activity; phosphatidylcholine binding. Gene Ontology annotation, biological process: CDP-choline pathway.